ACCUAGAUCCCGCUGUACUACGCCACAGGAAUCCGUUUAUACCAACGAUGUCUCGUAUCCUGGGCGCUGUCUCGCGUGCUCGACAUGAUGCGAAGGAGAUCAAGGACCGAGCAAAAGAGUUUGCCGAACAGCAGAUGCUGGACGCGAAAUUGGUGGACCUGUCGAUACAGUUCAUUGGCGCAUCCAACUUGCCAAAGAUGGAUAUUGUUGGCUUGGCAGACCCCUACUUUGUUGCCAACCUCGAUGACAAGAUAGCCUUUGUGUCGAAUGUCUUGCAGAACACUCUUUCACCUGUCUGGAACGAAUCCUGGAACGUCAAGAACGUACCAGAGACUGCUGUUCUUUCAGUGGAAGUGUUGGACAAGGAUGAAGGUUCUGUCCACGAUGACUUCAUUGGAGGCUUUACAACCUCAGUGACCCCCGGCGCAAAGGAAGUCGAAAUAGUAUCAACGAUACGCAAAAUUGUACGAGGGACCUUCUGGUUGAAGGUAUCUUCAUCCCCAUCCGAACCCAACCCUCGCCGGCGAUACGUAUUCGACGGACCCAUUCGCUAUACACGUCACUUCUCACCGACAAUCGGGCGACUCACAAACCUCAACGACGAGCGGCUCUACUCAACAUGGAAGAUCCACAUCAAAGGUAUUCCUUUAUUUUUCCGCGACGAGGUACAACACUGGAACACCAAAUACCGCGCCGCGCAAACCAUCUUCGGUAUCGGACCUGCCUCUCUCGCUGUUCGGUCUUCCAUUCGCUCAGGUCAUCGUCUAUUAUACGCACGAUCUACGAGUAACGCUGCUGGUUUACUCGAGACAAGGGAUGACUUUUUAUCUCUUUUACGUGGGAGUAAGAACCCCACAUCAACAUGCCGUAUCAAACCCGCCGUAUACACCUACAUCAUCUCCGCCAAAGACGACACCUUCCGAUUCAGCGAAACAGGCGCAGCGUUCUUCGUCGACUUCGCCUCAAAACACGCCUUACACGCCAACUGCGCGGAGGAGGUCCGAUAUAGCGGUGAGUUCCAUCCGAGACCGGCUGUGCCUGGUGGAUGGAAAGGUUUCAGCGACGACAUGCUCGACGAGAGUGUAGAAUGGGAACUGGUGAUUGAUAACAACUCAGGGACUUACUCGCCCGAUGCGAUGCUCCUUCCGGACUUGAAAGAUCUCCUGGAAUAUAAUUUCCGGGGACUCAAAGUCGUUGCGCUAGACCACCAAGAUCCCCGACUUGAGGAAACUAGAGAAGCGUGUAGGGCUUACGCAAUGCAGUACCGUGGUGUCAGACAACAGGACUUACAGCCUCAUGCUAAUGAAGGCGAGGAGACGUUACAACAUCACGCGUUUGUGAACACUCCUAAGGUUGAACGACCCGAUGAACAACCACCACUUAGCGAGAUGCCCGAUGAACCAGCACUUAGCGAGAAGCUCGAAAACGAAUUUGACAAGUUUAUGCACAAGCCAUGACAAGCUUCACGACACGGCUUGGUUACGACGCUCACGACAACCUUCCUCUUCAUCUACGCAUGUAUUUUCUAACAACCUCUUUCGCUUUCGAACGUUUCCCUAUUUUAUUCUAUUAUUUACAUGGAUUUCAUGGUUUCCAUAAAGGAGCUGUGCAACUACAUCACAAUAAUCGAG
Fomitiporia mediterranea MF3/22 is the source of this 1631-nucleotide messenger RNA. Its product is annotated as C2-domain-containing protein. The coding region runs from base 48 to 1457 and encodes 469 amino acids. The record is from RefSeq and is a predicted model, not a curated record. Lineage: Eukaryota; Fungi; Basidiomycota; Agaricomycetes; Hymenochaetales; Hymenochaetaceae. Gene Ontology annotation, molecular function: calcium ion binding. The transcript has 6 exons.